AAGGACCAAUAAAAACAAGUGAAUCCAGCGGAAAUAGGAGUAUAUUUUUACGCGACAUUGGUUUUCUCUUCAGUCUUCACUGCUUUGUAUUCAUUCUCUUCAAGUCAGAAAAACCCUUCAUUACCGGACAUAGGCAAUGGCGCCGCUUCUCUUCGAGGAUAUCUUCAAGAUUCUCAAAAUUGAUCCUGAUGGCAAGAAGUUCGACAAAGUUUCUCGAAUUGAAGCACAGAGUGACAAGUUUGAUGCGUUCAUAUUGCUCGAUAUUAACAUAGACGUGUAUCGUAUCAACAAAGAUAAGAGGUAUACCAUUGGAUUAGCAACCACUCUUGAUCUUGAUGGGGUUGCUGACUCUGGCUUUUACAACCAGACCUCAAGGGAAACACUAGCAGACAGAUACGAUUAUGUCAUGCAUGGGAGAACUUAUCGCAUAACUGAUAUUGAUUAUGAAGGACAAGAGAAGGGAGAGAUAUUUGUGUCAUUUGGUGGACUCUUAAUGAUGAUGAGGGUAGACAAGAGUGUCAGCAAAAAUUUUCAGCUGGACCAGAGGUUGUUCUUGUUGAUGAAGAGAACUGAGUAAGCUUUCCAACUAUGGGAGCAGAUAUCUGACUUGUCAAGCUGUAAAACUGUUUUCAGACAAUGUAUUGAGAAGUGGAUAUGUGGUUUGACAUAGGUAUUGUCUUUCAAAUAUCCGAGCCUGAUUUUAAAAUAUUGUUAAGAAGCUAGUUGUGGUAUUUGAAUGGAUUCAUUGACUAUUUAGAAUUUUAGAUGUCUCUAUUUUGAUGCUAAAUGAAAUGGUAUGAAUGUAGCUUUAUGAAACAAGGUUGUGUAGUUAAGGUUGCAGGUUUGUAUUUUACUACUAA
Chenopodium quinoa (quinoa) is the source of this 860-nucleotide messenger RNA. RefSeq names its product DNA-directed RNA polymerases II, IV and V subunit 8B-like. The record is from RefSeq and is a predicted model, not a curated record. The transcript is spliced from 5 exons. Gene Ontology annotation, molecular function: DNA-directed RNA polymerase activity. Gene Ontology annotation, biological process: DNA-templated transcription. Lineage: Eukaryota; Viridiplantae; Streptophyta; Magnoliopsida; Caryophyllales; Amaranthaceae. Bases 137 to 577 code for a protein of 146 amino acids. Gene Ontology annotation, cellular component: RNA polymerase II, core complex; RNA polymerase III complex; RNA polymerase I complex.